UGUUCAGGACAGGUACAGUCAUGUGACUACAAGCUCCCUGCCGAGCUAUUCUACAACCACACCCCCUCACCACGCCCAGCUCAGCGAACACCUGGAGGAAGGCCCGCCUCCCUCCAUUUAUCCGACCAAUCAGCACACGCCGCUGCCCAAGCCUCUCCCGGAAGCGGAGCCCCCCUUGGUGCGGGCUGUCCUGGUACUCCGAAGUGGGAGGAGCCAGCACUGUCGUGCUCAGUCUUGUUCCAGUGUAAGAGAACCGUCACCACAGAACGGGGCGGCAGAGGGUCACCGCAUCCCGGAGACCAUGGACGGCGAGGAGGAUAACGAUGUUUUUGUCUCGGAAGGAGAUGUGGUAGCACCUAACCAAUUCUUGCAUGAACUGCCAAGUUACCAGUCUUUGGUUAGAAGAAGACCUUCAAAUUAUGGAACCAUGGACUCUCGUAGAGGUAGUCGCAACCUGAAACAAUCAUUGUCACAAGAGCCUAGUCAUUUGGACUCCAUUGAAAAUGAUUUUAGUAUUCCUUUAAGAGAACAUCCCAUCAGCAUUGAGGAAAAAAAGAAAUUGCGGCAAAUCCAGGCAACGCGUUUCCAGAAUACCACAGGAUGGAGUCAAUUAAAAGGCAACAGCAGAAGCGUCUAUCGGAAAUUCAGAGAUGAUACUACCGCUUUAGUGUCUAAUCUCCAGCUCUGGAGGAGUAACAUUCACAGUAUUGAGGGUAAAUUUGGCACUGGCAUCGGGUCUUAUUUCUCUUUUCUGAGAUUCUUAGUGUUGCUGAAUUUAGUCAUAUUCCUACUGAUGUUCUGUUUUACAACACUGCCAGUUGCCAUUUCCAAAAAAGGAAUUUUUAACAGCAGCCAAAUCAUUGCCUCUGGCAUUGCACCUGAAUGUGCAGAAUACUCACCUGUCAGCAAAGGACUUCUGUAUUACUACAAUAAUAUUAUAGACUUUCUUUCUGGAACGGGUUUUCUCGAACUGACGUAUCUGUUCUAUGGUUAUUACACCAUAGACACAGUCACUGUUUACGUCAUCCAAUAUAGUCUGCCUCUUGCCUAUAUCAUGGUCACGUUUGCCUAUUUGCUCCUAAGCAUUGUCUGGAUUGUGAAGAGGGCAGUAAAAGGUUUUAAGCAGAGCCUGGUACUUGAUAAAGAUCGGUUUCAGAGUUACUGUAAUAAAAUAUUUGCCGGCUGGGAUUUCUGCAUCACAGACAAGAAUUAUGCUGAUCUAAAGCACAGCAGUCUUUCACUUGAGUUAAAAACAGAUUUGGCAGAAGAAACGGAACGCCAGAGGAAAGAGAAGCGGACACGGAGAGAGACCCUGAGAAUCUAUGCCUUGCGCUUGUUUUUGAAUAUCAUUGUGAUCUCAGUAUUGGGUGGUUGUUUCUAUGCAGUCUACUUCGCUACAAGCUAUUCACAAGAGUACAAUAGCCCUGUUUCUCAAAAAACAGGCCAACUGAGUCUUCUGAUAGAAUAUCUCCCAUCUAUUGUCAUUACUAUUGCCAACUUCAUUACUCCAAUUAUUUUUGAAAACAUAGUACGAUAUGAAGACUAUGCUCCAGCUUUUGUGAUCCGCUUUACACUUAUAAGGUGUGUGUUUGUGCGAUUGGCCAGCAUUGCUGUACUACUUAUCUCUUUAUGGACUAAAAUCACUUCCUGCUCAAACCAGAGCUGCAAGUCUUGUGGAUAUAACUAUAAGGACUACCCGUGCUGGGAAUCUCGAGUUGGACAAGAAAUGUACAAGCUCAUGAUUUUUGACUUCUUAAUAAUAGUGGCAGUGACGAUAUUUGUAGAGUUUCCAAGAAAGUUGCUAGUCACUUAUUGCUCAUGUAAGCCAGCUAAGUGGUGGGGCCAGCAGGAGUUCGAAAUUCCAGCAAAUGUACUUGAAAUUGUGUAUGGACAGACCAUCUGCUGGAUUGGAACCUUCUAUUCUCCGCUUCUUCCAGCUAUAGCAACUUUAAAGUACUUCAUUAUAUUCUACAUCAAAAAAAUCACUCUAAUAGAGAACUGCAGGCCAGCUACCAGGCCUUUCAGAGCCUCAAGGUCUACUUUCUUCUUCCAGGUGAUAUUGCUAAUAGGCCUUGUCCUUGCCUGCAUCCCUGUGGGGGUUGGAAUUGCGAGCAUACCAGCUUCCAAAGCAUGUGGCCCGUUCAUCAACUAUUACACAUCAUGGCAGAUCAUCCCCGCCACUGUAGAUUCCUUUCCCGACGGCCUGAGAAAAUUUAUUUAUGUCCUUUCAUCUGAAUCCUUUGCUGUUCCAUUUUUCCUGUUGUUAUGUCUGGUCAUGUUCUAUUUUAUUGCAUUGGCUGGAGCCCACACGAAAGUGGUCGAGCAGCUGCAAGAACAGCUGGUCAUGGAGAGCAGAGACAAGAUUUUUCUGAUCAGACGUCUGACUGAAGCACAUAGCAUUUACAUUUGACAGCUUUGUUGUAGUUGAAACGAAUUGUUACAUUGCUCUUUUUAAUUAAUUUAUUACUGUGACAUGUACUCAAGAGAAUAGUUUACCUCUGCUUUUUUCUUGUAUUAUUAAAAGAAGGUUUCCACUUGUGGCAGAGUACAUUUGCAUCCUCACUGAUGCAACAAAAGCCUGCAAAAUAACCGUUUUGGAAAGCGAAGACUUUCCUUUACUGCCAAAUGGCUCUGCUUUUCUUGAAUGAGUUGAAGAAUGGCUAAAUGCAUUCAGUGAAUGGCAGUCCACUGGUAUAGUGCUGAAACAGUGGGGAUUUAAGAUGAAAGACCUUUAUUACAGAUGGCCACCUCUUGGAUUUUACAUUUCAUUUUUUUUCUUCCUAUGUCUAGAGAAAUAUGAAAACUGCCAUUGCGGUUUCCUGAAAAUGCAGAUUACCUGACUGGUAUCGUAGGCUUCAAUAUUUUUCACCCACUAUAAAUUAAUAUGCAGAUUAGGAAAGUCAGAUUGAAGCCAUUUGUGUCUACAUCGUAGUUUUAGGAUUUCAAUUCAAAGUUCCAAAGCCAAGAAGCAUGACAGCUAGGCAGCUUGCAUUUUCAGAAGCAGAGAUCAACAAUGGCAGCCUCAAUGCUUUCCUGGCCACAGGUUUCCUUUAACUUAUAUUGCACUAAUAAAGGCAGGAACACCAAUGCUGGUCAUACACAUUUUCAACCAGUACCCAUUAGCAAAACAAAUUAGUGGGUCAAGGCAACCUACAAAUAUCCUUUUUAUUUAAAAGUUGGUGGUUGCAUGCCCUGUACUGUUCAGUUAUUUUGUAAAUUCAAAAGCUGGCUGAAAUGACUACACAAUUGCCCCGUGUAUGAACUGUAUAAGGUAGAGUUGUGUUGGCUACUGGGACAUGGCUCAGUUGUAGAAGAUGAGCCCUUAGUGAGUUCCUGGAUUCCUUUAGUUGCACAGAACAGGGUUUCUGCUUGAAUUAAGGUAAUACUAUUGUUCAGCAUGAUUUUAAGUGUUGACUUAAAAAAAAAAUUCAUUAAUUUUAUAUAAUAGCGAAUUGUAUUUUUCAUUAUUUUAAUGCUGACUAGUAAAGAAAUGGUUGCAGGUUUAUAGAUUAAAAAAAAAAAUUGUAAAUACUGCUGUCAACACACAUAAAUGUGUAGUCUACAAAAGUGGUAUAAGUAUUAUAUCUCAAGGGUGCUUUUUUCUUUUAAAAUAAAUUCUGUUAACCAUUUCAUAAA
Messenger RNA from Rana temporaria (common frog), 3636 nucleotides. It is a transcript of the gene TMC7, whose product is annotated as transmembrane channel like 7. The record is from RefSeq and is a predicted model, not a curated record. The coding region runs from base 302 to 2410 and encodes 702 amino acids. Gene Ontology annotation, cellular component: plasma membrane. Gene Ontology annotation, molecular function: mechanosensitive monoatomic ion channel activity. The transcript is spliced from 16 exons. Lineage: Eukaryota; Metazoa; Chordata; Amphibia; Anura; Ranidae.